Molecule: messenger RNA, 1583 nt
Organism: Hydra vulgaris (swiftwater hydra)
Lineage: Eukaryota; Metazoa; Cnidaria; Hydrozoa; Anthoathecata; Hydridae
Biological process (GO): transmembrane transport
Molecular function (GO): transmembrane transporter activity
Source: RefSeq, a predicted model, not a curated record
GUAAAAAAACAUGGGGAAAAAAUAAAACAACAAGUACCAAUUUUUAUAUAAAAAAGAAGAAAUGUUUGAAAUGAAAAAUUUUUUUUUUAUCGGAAUGCUGUUUUUUAGGACAUUCAUCUCUGGAGUAGAGUAUUCUAUUAUAUUGCCUACAGCACUUCUUUACAUGAAAAGAUUUAAUGUUAACAGUGUUUUUAUGGGAUUGGUUGUUUCUUUGUACCCAUUUGGUGCUAUUAUUUCAUUACCGAUAUUUGGAUACAUUUAUGAUAAAACAAAAAGAAUUAAAGAACUUUUGAUUGUUUUGAACUUAUUUCAGAUGGUUGGAAAUUUAUUAUAUGGGUUCAACUUUUCUAUAUGGUUUCCACUUGUAGGAAGAUUCAUUAGUGGGUUAGGUGAUGGUUCUAAUUCAUGUGUCUCAGGAGAAUUGACUUAUUUAUAUACUUCAAGUACCAGAUUGAAAAUUCUAUCUUUUCUAGAAAUAGGUCGUGUUUUUGGUUUUAUGUUAGGGCCUUCACUAAAUUUUGUUAUUGAAAAACAAAACUUUAGAUUAAAAGCUUGGACAUUAGAUAAAACUACCCUUCCAGGAAUCGUAAUGGCAUUUAUAUGGCUAUUAAAUGAACUCUUGACAUGUUGCUGCGUAUAUAAUAUUAGAAAAGAAAUAGAAGAAAACUUGAAAUCUUUACAGAAAGAUACUCAGAAAAUAAGUGCUGCGACUAAAACGUUGGAGAAACUUGAAGAGUUCAACUCUAACAAUUGCUUUGAAUCAGAGACCGAAAGUGAAUUAACUUCAUCAAGCCGUUUAUUGUCAGAUCACUUUCAAGAAUUAUUAUUAAAUAAUGACCAAAAGAAAAUGAAAGAUUAUCCCCAAAAAACCUCUUUUUAUGAAUAUUGGUUCAAAACUACCAAAGCAGUCUUUUCUAUUGAGUUUUUUGUUAUUUUUUUUGUUGAAUUACUACUUUGGAUGAUUCAAACUCAAUUUGAAUUGCUUUUACCUUACAUAACUGAGUUCAAAUAUAACUGGAGUCCAUCAGCAGCAAGUUUGGUAUACGUUGGCGGUGGGUGUAUUAUUUUGAUAGUAUUUAUUGUAACUAUCUUUCUAUCAAAAAAAAUUGUUAUACAAGAGUUUUACCUUGUAUUACUUGCUUUAAUAUUAACUUCCGCAUCAACAGGAUUAGUUAUAUUAGAAAGCGUUACUCGGCAACUUAACUCAAAAGUUAUUAUUUUUAUUGUUAUAAGCUCACUUAUUUUUAUAGCAAUACCGUUUAACCUAGUUUCAACAAAAAGCCUUAUUAUGAAAAUGUUUCCAGCCGAAAAUCAAGGUAUUAUUCAAGGGAUUUUUUCAACGUCUACACGUAUAGCUAUGAUCGGAGGACCUAUAACAAUGAGUUUUGUUUUAGAAAAUCAUCAACUUUAUGGAAUAGUGUCAUUAGUGAUUUGUUUUAUAGCUAUACUCAGUCUUUCUUGCUUAAAAAAUAGAAUUAAAAAUAUAAUCCAAAUAAACGAAAAACAAACUUGAAGGUGGAGAUCAGAUAGACAUCGUGUUAAACUCAUAGGUUGUUUAAAUGCAACAUAUAAUAGAUAAAAUA